Aspergillus pseudotamarii is the source of this 1059-nucleotide messenger RNA. RefSeq names its product sterol desaturase family protein. The record is from RefSeq and is a predicted model, not a curated record. Gene Ontology annotation, molecular function: C-4 methylsterol oxidase activity; iron ion binding. The coding region runs from base 1 to 1059 and encodes 352 amino acids. Lineage: Eukaryota; Fungi; Ascomycota; Eurotiomycetes; Eurotiales; Aspergillaceae. The transcript has a single exon. Gene Ontology annotation, biological process: ergosterol biosynthetic process.
AUGGCGACCGAAACAACUACGAAAGGCCAUCCCCGCGAUUCGAUGGUGUCCACCUGGCGCGAUGGUGACCGAUCGAAAUGGACACCUUCCCACUGGCUGCUUGACCUGCUGGGCACACGCCUGAAACCCCACAGGAGAGAAGUGCCCGUUUAUUCGAAGGAUGAAAAGAUCCCGUUCGUUCGAGAAUGGACUGUCCAUCUGUGGAUUAUGUCUCACGCCUUGAUUCCGCACGUUCUUCAUCAAGCAUACAUGACCUAUACUGGCCGGACCCUCCACCCGAUCGUCGUCUUUUGGUUGUAUACAACGACAUUCUAUGGAACCGGUAUCCAUCUUAUGCAAACCAUUCGCCGUCUCGGGUGGGUCUACGGUUUCCUGGACGGAGAUAAGCAUGAACGAGAUGACAUACCUGAUGUUGGUGUGGAGAGGGUUGCGGCGGAACUGCUUUCUGUCCCGACCCUUCGCCUGGCCAUGUCCGUCUACCUCUCAUAUCGACCGCAGGAGCUCCCACUCUCUUUCAACUGGGGAUGCUUAGCGUUGGAGAUCGGACUGUACAGCAUCACCGUGGACUUCUGGUUUUAUUGGUACCACCGCUUGAUGCACUCGGUGCCCCUGUUGUGGAAGUUCCACCGCACGCACCACCUAACGAAACACCCCCACCCGCUGCUGGGAGCUUAUGCGGACCACGAGCAGGAAUUUAUGGAUAUAAUAGGCAUCCCACUCCUCGCCUAUGGCACUCUAAAGCUAAUGGGAUUGCCCAUGUCAUUUUACGAAUGGUAUAUCUGCUAUCAAUAUGUGGUCUUCUCGGAGAUCAUCGGACAUAGCGGCCUCCGCGUUCAUGGCGGUGCCCCCUCUACCCUCAAUUGGUUACUUGAAAUGGUUGAUGCAGAGCUAGUGAUCGAAGACCAUGACCUCCACCACCGGUAUGGAUGGAGAAAGAGCCACAACUACGGCAAGCAGACUCGUGUCUGGGACCGUAUUUUUGGUACCUGCCGUGAACGCAUCGAAGGUCAAAAGGACAAUAUCGACUAUGUAAACCGUGUUACGUUCCCGCUAUUUUAA